CCCUUCACUACGCGUGGGUGAAAAGCAGAAGGAAGAUGAGAGGGCAGAUGGGAACUGAAGCUGUCUAAUCGGGAAUGAAGGCGCGAUGUCCUGUGAGAUGUUUGGAGGUUCAACCACAUUUACGCACUCAAGAAGAAUUGAUUUGCAGUGAGGACAUUUAAAGAAUCCGGGGAUCGGAUCUUUGUUUAUUGGCUAAUAAAGAAAAGUUUGCCUCAGAAGUCGUCCUUGUAAAUCAGUAGAGAUGAGAUUAAACUUUUCUACAAGCUGGAUUUUCCGCGGCUGGAUUACGUGUGUCCUUGUCACCUUUUACGCACAGAACGCAGAUUCCAGACCUCAAUGUAAAGAAACACAAUACCCAAAAGACUCCAAAUGCUGCAACAAGUGUCAACCAGGCUAUUAUGUGUUUAAAGACUGCACUGAUACCGCUCAGACUAUAUGUCGUAAAUGCAGUUACGGAGAAUAUCAACCCAGCUUGAACAAUGCCUAUCGCUGUCUUAAGCAGAAGUUUUGUGAUCAGGGAUUGGGUUUUAUGAGAAAUAAUGAAAACUCGAUAGAAGAGGAGCCAUGUCGCUGUGUUGAAGGCUUCCAGUGUUACCCCAUCAACUGUGAGUUCUGUGAGAAGAUACCCACCUGCCGACCCGGACAGGGACUUGAGACAAAGCAUGAUCAGAGGAAGGUGUGUGAGCCGUGUCCAAAAGGAUUCUUCUCUGAUAAGGACGAUGACGAACCGUGCAAACCGUGGACAAAUUGCAAGGCUGAUGGCAGCAAGGAGAUCAAGCAAGGCAGUGCUGAAGCCGAUGCAGGGUGUGGACCACGUGACCCGGUCAUUCCUAUGUCCUUCUGGGUGAUGGUUUCAGUCCUGUCAAUCAUUAUCAUUCUGUGUCCCCUCAUUCUGCUUCUCUUCUGCUACAAGGACAAAAUGAAGUUACUCUCUGUAAAUCUGCGAUCCUGUGUCCAGAAUCUGAAGAGGACCCGGAUACAACAGGAGACACUGGCUCCUCUUUACCACAGCGGAGCAGGAGGAGGAAUAGGAGGUGGUUCUGGUGCCUCAAAAUGCACGCCAUGUGAGGUGACCAAACUUAUCGACCAAGCACCCUCCAGCCCCGCUGACAACCCCUCGUGCACCUUGCCCAUCUCUGUUCCUGAUGUAAAGGUCUCUCUGCCCUUCAUAAAAGAGAUGACAGAGGAAGGAGGGACUGAGAGGAAAACACCAAUGGAGGAUCAGAGCAAAAGAUCUGGAGAACCAGAAGAGGUAUCGGAAGAAGAAGAGGUCGUGAGCGUGUCCCGGCUUUUGACAGGUUCUUGCAUGUGUGUCAUUCCUGUCCACGAGCCCCUGGAAGUAGGGGAGAAUGAGGACUGUAGCCAGGCUGUCAGCCCUGGAACACCGGGAUCGUGUUCAUGCGGAGGGCUAGAUGGAGAGAGGGAUGGAGGUGGAAGUGGGAAAGAGGCUAAAGAUGGAAAUCUCAAGAAAGUGUCCACGAGUCAGUCAGGUGUCGCACCGCUUGUUUCUCUUUCUCCUCCUCUCCUCCACACCUCCACCGCCGUCCAGUCAACCAGUCCGCUUCCUGAACUCUACCUGCCAUUGUCCCAGAUGUCGCCGGAGUUCAAAUUUCACCUGAAAGAGAGAUCGCCAACAAAAUGGGAGGGGUUGUACAGACUGAUGAGCACAGACUCCACAUCAACAGAACACAGCACGACCUCUGCGAUGACCUCGGUCACCCCCUUGUUGCCAUCCCCAUCUGUUGGAGAGCUCUACAUGGACAAGCCCCCUGAGGCCACAGCCCCAGAGCAAGACCAGGGAGUUCCCUGUGGGGACAGCAGAGACAACAAGCUCUCAUCACAGGAGUCAGAAUUGGAGUGCUCACCGGAGAGCCUUCAGAGUCAGCUGGCUGAUCCAAAUCUUACCUCAGGUCAGGUGUCUGGGAACCACAACACCACCUUCAUCUCCAGCGGUCAAGUGAUGAACUUUAGCGGUGACGUCAUUGUUGUCUGCGUCAGCCAGACGUCUCACGGCAGCGACGAGGUGGAGCGGGAUGAUGGCUUCGGCAACCCUGUCCAGGAAGAAGCCACUGAGACUGCUCCGUUUUUUCAGACCAGCUUGAGAUCACAAGGGGACUACAUUUCCCACUGUACUUUGCAAGAUGAAACACUGCCAGUCCAGGAAGCGAUGGAGGAGCAAUCACUGGGAAAGUGAAAAGCGGACGGUGGCUUUGCUUUGUUUUAUGUCACUUCAGAGAUCAUCGCCAUAGUCUGGGUGCCUAUGUUAUCUUUUGAUUACACCAAUCAGCCACAACAUUAAAACUGCUGUCAGCUGAAAUGAAUCAUGUUGAUUAUAUUGUUACAAUGCAAUGUUCUGCUGGGAAAUCUUGGGUCCUCUUCCAUUGACUCAUACCACCCACCUAAACAUCGUUAAAGAUCAGUCACAUCCCUCCAUGGCAACGGCAUCCCCUGACAACAGAAUUCUCUCCAACGGGACAGAGUGUCCUGUCACAACAAAAAAACUGCUCGACAACUUGGCAUAACACAUGGCAGUCCAAUCAAACAUCUGCUGAGUUAGCAAGAACAAGCCUGAUCUGCAGAGGCGCACAGGACCCAAAGGACCCACUGGCCAGACACCACAGGACACCCUCAGUGGGCUCAUGUGCAUGCACAGCAGAGGGGUUUUUUUUUUUUUUGGUUUUUUAUUUUUGGCAGAAUGGUGGGUUUAGUGUUAUGGCUAAGAGGUGUACAUCAAAUAAGUUAUAGUAAUAAUGAAGAACAAAUGUGUCUUGUCAUGUCUGUUUUCCAGAUAAAAACAAGGAAAGGAUGGUGUAAAGUCAUUUUAAAGUGAUCAGUCAGAUAACUGGGAGAUCAGUCUUUUGGGAAUCUGACUCUGUGUCUCCACAGUUGUCUUACUAAUGAACCAUCUAUAACCUGGCCUAUUUCAGACAUUAGUCACUGAAUCUUGCCACGGGAAUCUAUUCCCAGAAAAAAAAAGAAGAAAAGCUGCUGGCCUUUUCAGAUGGAAACUCCCUCCAUUCCAGACAGUGAUGGGGAAUUUUGUUGUGAAAUGGAUGUGGAAGUAGAGUUCAUACUGCAGGUGCAUAAUAUUUUUAUCGUUGCAUUGAACUUACAGCUUGGUCUCGAUACAAAGAAGUUACAAAAUAUUUAAUGUCCCACACAUUUCUAUUGAUUACUUGCUUUAGGUAACAUCUGUAAGCUCUUAGUUUUUAACUUUUGUAAGUCUGGAUGAUUUUGAUACUUGCGUAACGGAAUAUCCACCGUGUGGAACAUGCGUUUUAGUUGUUGUAUCAUAGAACUUUGAAUAUGCAAGCCACAAUAAGAUCUGGCUGGACAGAAUUUUAAACAUAUCAAUGAGUGAAUUCUUCUUUCUUGCCUGCAGGAUCUGUUUAUUUUUUAAGAGACACGUCCAGUCUUGGUACGAUGCUUGUUUGUAGACUUUAUUUUCUCCCUACUGCAACACAAGUGCAGUUUUUGUCUUCGAAACAAAAUGCUAUGCAUUUGAUAAGCUAUUCUAUUAGUGAUUUCUUUUAUUCGAUUUUAAUGCCCAGGCCUUCCGAUGCUUGUUAAUAAUAAUGGUUUUGUUUAAAAAAAAAAAAAAGGAAAAAAAAGAAAGAUUUUACGAGGCA
Molecule: messenger RNA, 3629 nt
Organism: Pundamilia nyererei
Lineage: Eukaryota; Metazoa; Chordata; Actinopteri; Cichliformes; Cichlidae
Gene: tnfrsf11a
Product: tumor necrosis factor receptor superfamily, member 11a, NFKB activator
Exons: 10
Coding region: 242-2194 (650 amino acids)
Biological process (GO): response to interleukin-1; positive regulation of bone resorption; ossification
Cellular component (GO): external side of plasma membrane
Molecular function (GO): cytokine binding; tumor necrosis factor receptor activity
Source: RefSeq, a predicted model, not a curated record